Bipolaris maydis ATCC 48331 is the source of this 1037-nucleotide messenger RNA. Its product is annotated as class I glutamine amidotransferase-like protein. Gene Ontology annotation, biological process: regulation of DNA-templated transcription. The record is from RefSeq and is a predicted model, not a curated record. Lineage: Eukaryota; Fungi; Ascomycota; Dothideomycetes; Pleosporales; Pleosporaceae.
AUGUCAUCUUCUCAGCCACAAUCUAAAUCGCCCCACAAGAUCGUAGUGGGGCUGACCAUGACCACGUUGCACAACCCCCCAACCAACGGCGCAACAGCAUCCGCCGUCAAACCACCAUUCUUCGAUGUCAACGACCCCAAACCAGUUCGCUAUGGCGUACUACUCUUCCCAGGCUUCCAGGCACUCGACGUCUUCGGCCCACUCGACGUCUUCAACUCACUCGCCAUGCUCUACAGUUUCCCCACGAAACUAACAAUGCUUGCCAAAACGUCCGAUCCGGUCGAAACCUCGCAUCAAAGAGCCGGCAACACCAUGUUUUCGCACCCGGAAACGGACGUCUCGCAAAGCAUGAUUGUGAACCGUACGUUUGCGCAGCAGCUCGAGCUGCAAGACGGGACUGAAGCCGAGGCCAUUGACGUUCUGAUUGUACCUGGGGGAGUGGGGACCCGUGGCGAUAUGAGCACCGAGAUUGAUUUCGUAAAGCGUAUUUACCCUAAUUUGAAGGCUGUCUUGUGCGUGUGUACUGGGGCGACUAUCUUGGCGCGCGCGGGUAUCCUGGAUGGACGCAGAGCUACUACUAACAAACGCGCGUUUGCGUGGGCAACGAGCACGGGACCGGACGUGAAAUGGGUUCCGGAAGCGCGAUGGGUUGUAGAUGGCAACAUUGUGACUGGGUCUGGGAUCAGUGCCGGUAUCGAUGCUACGUAUGCUUUCGUGGCGUUGAACUAUGGCGAGACGAUUGCACAGGAAUUGGCUGAUUGCGCGGAAUAUGUGCGCUGGAUGGAUCAGGAUCAUGAUCCUUUUGCGAAGAGGUGGAAAGCUGGUGCUUCUUGAGGAUUUCUGCAGCACCCAAACGAUCUUGCGGGUUGGGUAUAGAGGAGCUGGCAUGUAUUCGACAACCUCAAGCGUCUAGUCUGGUGAGUGUUCACAGUUCAUCCAGCUGCAUUCUAUCUUUUGCUAUGUUGUUACGUACUACGGUCACCCGCUCUUUCACUUGUAUUAUAGCAACAAACAAUACUCAUCUUCACCUUCACUUC